Molecule: messenger RNA, 580 nt
Organism: Symphalangus syndactylus (siamang)
Lineage: Eukaryota; Metazoa; Chordata; Mammalia; Primates; Hylobatidae
Source: RefSeq, a predicted model, not a curated record
UUUGCUGGGACACCCCACGGCAGUCGGGUGCAGCAAGGGAAUGGAUGCCCUACUCCGGCACCUAGAGGACUGUGGGUAUGUGUCCAAGAAAAAAGCUCAGAUCUGCCGACAGCAGGUGAUGGAGUGUGGAUUAAGGACUGGAACAUAGCCUCUUUGUGCCCAUGGUGGAAAGGACCGCAGACUGUCGUCCCGACCACUCCCACCGCUGUGAAGGUAGAGGGAAUCUCAGCCUGGAUCCACCACAGCCGUGUAAAACCUGCAGCGCCUGAAACCUGUGAGGCAAUACCAAGCCCAGACAACCCUUGCACAGUGACCCUGAAGAAGACGACAAGCCCUGCUCCAGUCACACCCGGAAGCUGACUGAUCCACGCACGGCCAAAGCAUGAGGAAGCUCAUCGUGGGAUUCAUUUUUCUUAAAUUUUGGACUUAUACAGUAAGGGCUUCAACUGACCUUACUCAAACUGGGGACUGUUCCCAGUGUAUUCAUCAGGUCACCGAGGUAGGACAGCAAAUUAAAACAAUCUUUCUGUUCUAUAGUUAUUAUGAAUGUAUGGGAACAUUAAAAGAAACUUGUUUGUAU